CCAUAUGCGCUGGACUAGGCGUGUGGGACCGAGGUGAGCACACAGCAUACCGCCAUUCCCUUGCGAGGCAUGCAAUGGGGGUGCACGGCCCCCCGGUCCGAAAAGCUAUAAAUGCAGGGGCAUCAUUCUCCAUCCAUCGAGUGCCUCUCCCUUCCUCCUUCACACCUCAGCCCUCACCACACAUCGCUCUCGAAGCUGCUCAUCGAUUUCCUUUAUCAUCAACAACUCGCUACGCACCCACACUAUACAUCCCACAAUGGCUUGCCCCUGCGCCGAACCAGACAACACCGCUGCUGCUUGCACCUGCGCAAAGGGAGACUGCAAGUGCAGCGCCAACGAGUGCAAGUGCCCUUCUUGGUGAGUGGGUGGGAUCGAAUCGACGCGGGCAUGAGCUGCGAGUCUGUCUGUCUGCCAUGCAUGCAUGCAUGCAUGCACUUGGCUAUUCGCUUUGCUCACAUCCCCCCAUUCCCAACCGAACCCCCUUCUUGACGCUCCGUCACACGACAGCCCCAAGAAGGAUCACGCCUGAAUGGAUCGCCUGCCUGCACUCGAACGCAACGGUUGCUUCAUCAAGCCGUACACACUCGCUCUCGUGCUGACAGUGCGAAUCUCUCGAUCGUGCCCACCCCAGAGGAAAUGUGGACAGUCUAAUUCAGAAAUCGCGAAAUGCACGGAGGAGCAUUCGCGA
Molecule: messenger RNA, 688 nt
Organism: Ceraceosorus guamensis
Lineage: Eukaryota; Fungi; Basidiomycota; Exobasidiomycetes; Ceraceosorales; Ceraceosoraceae
Exons: 2
Coding region: 75-599 (174 amino acids)
Source: RefSeq, a predicted model, not a curated record